AUUUGUUUUAAAAUGCUAGUGGAGGUAGACAAUGGGCCAAGGCCGCUGGCUUUGUUCCUCAAGGUCUUAUGUGAGUCGCUGGUUUUUGUGCGUCUGUCUUGUUUGCCUUUGUCUUUCUUGCGGCCCGUGGUGUCCGCUUGUGGAUUGCGAAGACAAUGAUGGUCACUGGUUCACGUGGUGUCAUCCGGGUUUUGACAAAUACCGGAACGGAUAUUCCUAAAGCCCUGAUCACCUCUGUCAGUCGUCCCAGGCGCAGACGUAGGGGCCGUGCGACCUCAACUGACGGCUUGCAGUCAAGUGUGGAUCCACGCGAUGGUUUCAUUACUGCACCUACCCAUGCUAUUACCGAGGGGAAGCAUAUUGGUCCUUUUGCUUCCGUUUGUGGUGCAUUCCGAGUUUCUUCACCGGAUGAGUACGCUGCUAUAUCGUAUGCAUCAAGCAUUACGGAGGCUUUAGGUUGGCUCAUGCAACAGGAGGUCCUGGUUACUGCGUGCUCAAAACAUUCGCUUGCUACCGAUCCCACAAACGGUGACCAGCUCACUUCUCGUUUACGAGACGAAACCCUCGCAGCGCUGUGGUGCCUUCAUAGUGUUUUUUACUCCCUCUCUUCCGUUGUAUUUUGUAAGGCGGUUUGCCUGAUGGAUCUUUUCAUCACGAAGGUCAAGGUUAAACCCAAAUACGCCAUGUGCGUCGCUUCUGCUUGCUAUUAUGUCGCCUCCAAAUUUGAACGGGCUCAAGACGUGCUACUCCCCACAGUGGACAGUUUGGUGAUGCUGUCGCGAUGCGGAGGCACCUCUGCUGAUUUGACGCGCAUGGUGGAAAUACUUCUUUCGAAACUUACUCCUGCUACUGUCGCUAAGAUCGGAGCUUGUCAAGCCACUGCAGCCGAUUUCCUGGAAACCUUCAUCCAUCUUUAUGAAACCACUCUGUCUGCCCAUGCUUCGACCGAAAUUGCCCCCCAACCAAACAAACCCUGGAGUCUUUCAACCUUUAUCUCUAGACAGCUGGAAUUGGCCUUGGUGCACUCAGAAACGACUCGUUUUCGCCCAUCAUGCAUUUCCUUGGCCUUGCUCAGUUUGUACUGCUCCCCCUCCAUGUUCGUGGAUGGUGCUUCGGAGGUCGGCGCCGACGGAACUCCUCAAUUUAGGCUGUGUGAUCUGUUCACCUUGGCUCAUGUGUGCAGACUCGCCUGGAGUGAUGUUGAAGCCUGCAAAGCCGUCUUACUCGAAGCGCUCGGGUCCACAAACACUCUGCACAGCGUAGCCGGUCAUUCUGCGAACCUUCUGAGCCAUUCUCCUCCUUUGGUUUGGACUCUGUCGAGACGCACGCAACGUAGUAUAUCCACCUCAUCUCCACCUGGCUUACCUACAAUCGAUGAGGUGGAUGAGAAGUUGUCUCAUGCAGAGCUUGACAUGGCUCGCCUAACUAUCGCACCUGCAGCCCAUCCUUUGUACGGACAGCGCCCCGGCUAUGAGAAAAGCACUUCGAAUGGCCGGUGAUUUCUUGCCUCAGUUUACCGCCACGUGAACACUGGUUUUUCGUUUAUUUUCCUUUCUUUUUAUGUGCUUUUUGACGUUGGAUUUCCAUUCGUUUCACUCUCCAUCGUGUACAAAACAUGGCUUUAACUAUAGUCCUGAUUCCUCCUCAAUUUUUGCUCCUCGUAUCUGCUCAUUUGGAACAGGAACGUGUCUAGGUACUUCCUCUUCUUCCAACCACUUUCUCUCCGCACGCUCUUAUUGUGCUCCUGGAGCAGCAGCUCAGCACUGUUUAGCAAUAAUCUUUGACUGACUGAUCAGUCUUUUUCUUAUGACAAUCUUUUGCACACGCACACACACGUAGGAAGAGCCGCUCGUCUGUCCUCGCUUAUAGUCGGCCUUCAACCAACCUAGCUCAGCCGCCUCAUGUAUCGUGCAAUAAAAUUGUUACACCUUGUCGUUUUUCUAUCGACUCAUCGGUUGCCGGAUUGGUCACUGGGUUCUUCUGUCGUGGAGAGCUGGAUCAUUUCUGAACUACAUUCACUCGUUACCACCUGUACACUCGUUAAUUUUUCCUUAAGAAUAUGCCAACAUUAUCACGAUUUUCUAUGCCUUGACUUCAAGGGAAGUAACCACACUUUGAGGGAUGAUAUUUUUCAGUUGCAUUUACUGAACUGCGGCUUACUUGCUGCAUCCUGGAAACAAGGCAUCUCACAAAAGAUUCGUGUUCCUGUUGACUCGACAAUAUUGGUUCACUGUUUUCUGGGCAAGCGGACCACUAUUCGGGUCAGUGUGGAAGCUAAAGUACUGUUUCCAUAUAUUACCAUCGAUCGGACUCUGUUGUUUCACGUCUAUAACGUAGACAUCGAAAAUCCCUCUUGGUCGAUCGUGCUGCUGAAUUUCAUUCGUUAGCAUUGACCUUGGAUUCCAGUAACUAUCAGGCAAUUAUCUGCGAACCAGUAUCCAUAUGGCUGGUUUCAACUCUUGCUGGCUACCAAGUGGCUUUUUUCGACUCAACAUGCCCUCGAUUAUAUGGAGCUCAAAGAAUUGUUGUCUUCUCCAGCUGAAAGUACCCAACCCUACUUCACUGAAUCAUAUUGUAUUAGUAUGUGUCCCGGAAUCUUUUUUCAUACUUCCCUAUUAAUACGUGCUCGCACCAUUGAUGUCUGGAAGGCUGCUUGUGUCCUUUACAUGCGAGACUGGAUGACAGCGUAGCUCUCAUACGCUUCACAUCAGCUACGGAAAACAAAUUCCACGGCACACUAUCGUCUAUGUUUUUUCUCUCUUGUCAAUCCCUGUGCAUGUUAGCGAAAUCCCGCUGCGAAAACUAGCUUUUUUGACCUAUGGGAAUUUAUAAACUGCACAAGCAAAACUUGCCUGCACUUGUUCGAAUCACUGUUCCAACUACUCCGACACAUGUGAUACCCU
Molecule: messenger RNA, 2903 nt
Organism: Dicrocoelium dendriticum
Lineage: Eukaryota; Metazoa; Platyhelminthes; Trematoda; Plagiorchiida; Dicrocoeliidae
Source: the annotation of a GenBank genome assembly